AGAGGGGAUUCUCAAUGGCUCCACUCGAAACUUCCCAUGGCUUCCCUGCUACUCAGGGGCAUCCCGCUUCUGCGCCUUCGGCUGGGCACCAGGCUACUCGCCCCGCAGCGACAAUCUAUAUGCUCGACCACAACUUACGAGCCGACUCAACCAGACGAGAAUGUAAUUUCUGAGGACAAAACCGGCUCAACGGUCUCGAGCAUGAAGGACCCUCCCGUGUACAACAGGUGGAACGAUCCUGAUUACAGGAAAUGGAAAGACAAAGAGAAGGAGAUUCUUAGAGAUAUUCAGCCUAUAAUGUUUCUCACCAAAGAGAUUAUUCACUCCGACAGGUAUAUGGAUGGAGAACGUCUAACAGCAGAAGAUGAGGGAUUUGUGGUAGAAAAGCUUCUUGCUUAUCAUCCACAUUCUGAAGAUAAAAUUGGAUGUGGUCUUGAUUCCAUAAUGGUUGAUCGACAUCCUCAAUACAGGAAUACAAGGUGCCUGUUUGUUGUUAGAACCGAUGGUGGAUGGACAGAUUUCUCCUACCGGAAGUGUCUUCGAGCAUACAUUCAAGAUAAGUAUCCAUCCUAUGCAGAAGGAUUUAUACAAGAACAUCUUAAGCGUGGUAGUGGUUGAUGUUUGUUAAUCUUGUUUUACUGAUAUUGGUCUUAAACACUGAUUUUGGUGCCAGAGUAAAUUGUCGUGUACCAAAAGAUUUGAAAUUUUCUGGCGAUUAGGGAUGGGUCCAUAGAAUGGGUGACCUACAGAUAAUAACUAUAGCCUAGAUCCACAGAUUGUCAAUGCAGCAGAUAAUUGUUGACUGGCACUUGAAGCUCUGGACAAAGAAAGUCACUUUUGUUGACUUGGAGCUUCGUUGUUUUUGGGUUCGCAUCAUCGCAUGUAUGUUACUCAUUUGGUCCUUAGAGUCCAGUAUUUAUAGUCUUGUCGGGAUUUUCAGAUUACUUAAUUUAUUUGUCAAACCUUUUUAGCCCGCAUUACCAUUCAAUCUCAGUUCUGGAUUAGAAUUUGAUGGUA
This is a messenger RNA of Mangifera indica (mango), 1017 nucleotides long. Its product is annotated as protein DCL homolog, chloroplastic-like. The record is from RefSeq and is a predicted model, not a curated record. The transcript is spliced from 3 exons. The coding region runs from base 37 to 618 and encodes 193 amino acids. Gene Ontology annotation, biological process: chloroplast rRNA processing; chloroplast organization. Gene Ontology annotation, cellular component: chloroplast. Lineage: Eukaryota; Viridiplantae; Streptophyta; Magnoliopsida; Sapindales; Anacardiaceae.